This is a messenger RNA of Scaptodrosophila lebanonensis, 5383 nucleotides long. It is a transcript of the gene Eato, whose product is annotated as ATP-binding cassette sub-family A member 17. Gene Ontology annotation, molecular function: lipid carrier activity; ABC-type transporter activity; ATP binding. The transcript is spliced from 16 exons. The record is from RefSeq and is a predicted model, not a curated record. Bases 84 to 4829 code for a protein of 1581 amino acids. Lineage: Eukaryota; Metazoa; Arthropoda; Insecta; Diptera; Drosophilidae. Gene Ontology annotation, biological process: transmembrane transport; lipid transport. Gene Ontology annotation, cellular component: intracellular membrane-bounded organelle; membrane.
GAACACCGCCCGUGAGGAAAGCUGAAAGAGAGAAAGUUAGAGAUUGGCAAAUCUUUCCGAUUGAGGACAAAUUCCAACCAGCGAUGGAUUGUUCACGAUACCGACUGUUUUGGGUAUUUUGGCGAAAGAAUUAUUUACAGUUGCAUUUCAGCGCAUUACCGCUGGGUGUAAUAUGCAUUGCUUUUGUUUUGAUACAAUAUAGUGUCAUUAUCACCACAAAGACCAUUGCGUACAAUGGAACAACAGAAUUUCAGACAAAAGACUACAAUGUACUUAAGGAGUUGUACUUUCCCGCUAAUGAAGAUGAUUUAAUUUAUUACGCUCCUAUCUCGACUAAUGUAGACUUGCUUAUCGAUUUAUUGCGUCUGGAGUUGCAAAUUAUACCUGAGCGCUUUCGCAAUUUCAACAACAGUGAAGAAAUGCAGCUGGAAAUGGAGCAUAGUUGUCGAGGAACCUGUUUCGCUAUCAAUUUCCAGAAUUUACCGGAACGCGGCAGCAGUGAACCCUUUCAAUACACCUUGAGCUCGAACCGAAUGCGGAUCCUGCCCAAUAUUCGGUUUGUCAAUGACAAGGAAAUAAAUAUCGAGAAAGAUGAUGAUGAGUAUAUACGCAUCGGAUUCUUGUCCCUUCAACACACCCUGGAUCGCCAGUACAUGAACUAUCAACAAGUGAGUGAUGACUUCGAGAUGCUCCUAAAUUCCAUGCCCAAUGGUCGACUCAAUAGUACGAAUAGCAAUCACCUAAUAUAUUCUGGGACCCUGUUCAGUGUGUUGUUUAAUGUGUUGCUGCUUGCAUCUUUCCUUGUGCCGCUGGUGGAGGAGAAACAAAAUGGGCUGAAGGAAUUUUUAAAUUUGGUCACACCGAUGAGUUUUCUAAACGGACUCACGUUUGCGCUUAUUCGUUUACUGUGCUAUGUAAUUUAUCUAGUUGCUGUUUUAUCUGUGGGCUACUCGUAUGGAGCAGUUAACUCUGGUUACAUGUUACUGUUAUAUUUUUUGUAUAUUGUGGCCACUAUGUCAUACGCGUAUCUGGUAUCUGUCUGCUUUCACUCAGUGUAUUAUGCUAAAAUUGGCGGUCUGGCACUGCUAACUAUACCCUACAUCUUUAACUUUGUCCGCAGCUGGGCAACUUCAUUGGCUUUAUGUUUUUUCAGCACUAAUACAUUUUUGGAGGGUCUCGAUGUGUUUCAGACUUUUUCCAACAAACAUAAAAUAUUUAGCUGCGGUGAUUUGUUUCGUGAAAUCAAGGACGAUUCCAGUCCCGUUUUUUCGGUUUAUGCUUUGCUUGUUUGUCAGACAAUUUUGUAUGCCCUGUUAUACAACUAUCUAGUCAAUGUGUUCCCCGGGCCUGGCGGGUUGAAGCGUCCCUUUUUGUUCUUUUUGAAAUCAGCUACAUAUAAAAAACGACGACGUAAUGAGUAUACAACAUCGCCUCGCGGCACUGAUGCAAUCAUCUUAACCGAUUUGUGCAAGAAGUUUCAGACAACCAAAGGUGAAACCUCGAUUGCGGAUAAUUUAAACAUGACAAUUAAAAACAAGGAGAUCACCGUACUUCUGGGACAUAAUGGCGCGGGAAAAACAACUAUGCUGAAUAUGAUAAUGGGUCUGGUGCCAAAAGAUGCUGGAAACAUUGUCGUGUGCAGUGAGGGCGAGGUAUUCUCGUACCGGCAUUUGAUUGGCUUUUGUCCACAACAUAGCGUCUUCAUGAACUACAUGACAUGCAGAGAGCAUUUAACGUUCUUUGCUCAACUCCGAGGCACGCCCAAGUCUCAAGCAGAUACAUGGGCUGACAGUAAACUUAAAAAACUGAAUCUAUCUGAUAAGGCACAAGAAUAUGGAUAUGCGCUAUCUGGCGGUAUGAAGCGUCGCUUGUCGCUGGGCAUAGCGCUUGCUGGCAAUACAAAAAUUGUCGUUUUGGAUGAGCCUUCGUCUGGUCUGGAUAUUGAAUCGCGUCGCGAGCUCUGGGAUAUUUUGCUUAACCUGCGCAAAGAGAAGGCCAUAUUGGUAACCACCCACUACAUGGAGGAAGCGGAGGUUCUAGGCGAUACAAUAUGUAUUCUGGCAGAUGGAAAGUUACAGUGCAAUGGAUCCACACUGAAGCUAAAACGUGACUCGGGCAGCGGUUACCGUUUGAAGCUUCAGGGAUCCGAGGAGAACCUCAAGCAGCAGGAAGCUUUGCAACUUGUACAAUCCCAUUUAAGUGAAGCAAGUUUAUUGAAUUAUGUGAAGCCAACGCUUUCAAUUUCUCUACCGUACAAUUGUACACACAAAUACAAUGAUAUGCUAAAAGAAUUGGAAACAGAGAGUCAUAAACUUGGCAUUGACAAUAUAUCGAUUAGUGAUACGACGCUGGAAGAUGUGUUCUUAAAUUGUGCUGGAUCUACGGAUGAGGUUGAUACGCCGGGUUCAGUUAGCAGUAAGGAGCCGCUCCUGACGCCUUAUAUACGCAUGCAGGAAGAUCAAUUGCCAAAUUUGAAACAGCUUUUCAGAGCAAUUGUCUAUAAGAAGUGGACGUAUUUAUUUAACGAAUGGAAAUAUGCUCUGCUUAUGCUUAUUGUACCAGUAGUUGCGGUUGGUUUUGCCAUUGGUCUAUUGGAAUUUAUGUCGAUAGUGACGAAUAAUGGUGUGUUGCACAUUAAAUUGAACGAAAUGCGUACAGGAAGUGUUUUUAUUCAUAAUCCGGACGGUCGGGACUUAGAGCUAGAGAAUCUCCUGCGUCAACAAAUUGAGGAUAAUAAUAUCACCGCUAAAACUUUUAGACUUCGUGGUUACAAUAAUAUUAAUGAAGAGAUUCUGGCAUUAAAAAACGAAAAUUUGGCGUUUUUUCUAGAAGAUGUUAUUGGCAUUGUGGAUAUGAAGGGUGACAGUGAGGAUUCUGGAAGACCAACACUACAAAUAUAUUAUGCGGGUAACCGACAUCACAGUUCUGUGGUGCUCAUUAAUCUGAUAGAUUCGACUAUAUUGAAGCGACAGAGACCGAACGCAAACAUCGAAGCGUCUUACUUACCCAUCAGGCGUUACGUCACCGACAUCAGUUCCACGCGGCUAGAAUAUUAUACUGUUAUAGUUUCGGUGGCCAUGUUCUUUAGCAUGUUCUAUUAUUUAUCGUUGCCGUUUCGUGAACAUGCCAAUGGCUUUAGACAGCUUCAGGCGAUGUCGAGUUCAACAUUUUGGAUUUCCACAUUUGUUUUCGAUGUGCUCCUACAUUUAUGCGUUUGUUUUGUAAUGUGGAUUUUCCAGUACAUUAUAAUGCCUUCGGAGCUCUAUCCAAAACAAGACGUGUUCGCAAUUAUGUGGAGUAUUUUCUUUUACGGUUUGAGUUAUCUGCCGGUUCUAUAUAUCCUAGCAAAUAGUUUUAAAUCCGUAUCUACAAUAGCUACAUAUCUACUGCUGAUGCUCAUCCUAUCAAGCAUAAUUCCAUUGAUUACCUCCAACAAUUUGCAGGCCAUAAAUCAAUACGAGACAGAAAUUUUGUUUCUCCGCUUCUUACCUGACUUUAAUUUGAAUCACCAACUACGCAUGAUAAACGAAAACUUCCUAGCACGUCGUCGUGACCAUCAGGCAGAUCAGCUAUCGAUCGAUACAUUCUUUGUUUAUGCCGUGGUUGUAUGGGGCAUAAGCAUGUUUGUGCUUAUUUCCAUACUUGAGAACAUAUAUAAGUGCGAGUCAAUAAAACGCUUUUUCCAGGACUUGUCCUGUAAAAGUAAAGUCACGGGUCCCCAAACGGAUGAUGACGUAGUUGACGAGGUGGCGCGAGAAAAAGAUCAUGUAGGACGUUUGAUUAGCCAUGGCAGUGACGAGUCUGUGUUUAAUGAUUACUCACUACUAGUUUCAAAUUUGAGAAGAAGAUAUCAUUAUAAAUUGGCUGUAAACGGUAUAAGCUUUGCAGUGAAGCGGGGUGAAUGUUUCGGAUUGUUGGGCGUAAACGGAGCCGGCAAGACGACCACAUUCCAAAUGAUUACGGCCAAUUUGGCGAUUGAUGGUGGAAAUGUUGAAAUCGAUCGCAUAGACAUACGCAGACAUGAGGCCGAAUAUCGCCAUCGCUAUGGCUAUUGUCCACAAUAUGAUGCGCUCAACAAAUUUAUGACUGCCGAGCAGAGUCUGCGUUUCAUGGGCCUAAUGCGCAACUUAAAGAUUUCAGAAAAUAGCUGUCAAAACUUACAGAAUAAUGUCGACUAUUGGCUGGACAAAAUGAAUUUGGAGAAAUACAGGCAUGUGCCGGUGCGUUACUAUUCUGGUGGAACAAAGCGAAAAUUGCUGGCUGCAAUGGCAAUGAUUGGAGGUCCAUCUCUGGUGUUGCUCGACGAACCAACGACGGGUGUGGAUCCUAAAUCGCGACGAUUUCUAUGGAAGUGCAUCCAAGAUUUCCAGAAAAGAGGACGCACAGUGGUGCUUUCGUCUCACAGCAUGGAUGAGUGUGAGGAGCUCUGCAAUCGUUUGGCCAUCAUGGCGAACGGCUCAUUUAAAUGUUUGAAUCACAUUUGUGCCCUAAAACGUUUGGGUGGUUUCACCAUCAAAGUUAAACUAAAACCUGACGUCGACACAGAAGAGAAUGUUGAAGCUAUUACGAAAAAAUUGAAAAAUAACUUCAAUGGCUUGGAGUUGCGUGAAAAUCAUGCAGGUAACUUGACAUACAUUGUGCGGACCAAAGAGCAAAUUAUCUGGUCACAUGUUUUCAAAAUUUGCGAAGAAUAUUUUGUAGGUCUUUUUAGCGAUACCGUCGAAUAUUAUUCGGUUAAUGCAUGUACGCUGGAAGAUAUCUUUUUGAAAUUCGAAAGGCAACAAAAAGAUUCAAACGUGGUUUUAGAAAUAGAACCAAAGUUAUGUUGAGGGCAUGGGCACACUGAAGUCAUGUUUUGGAUAGGUAGCAACCUAUUCAUGUCAUUACUUCUUAACGUAAGACUGAGCUAUAGACUGUAUAUUGUUUAGUGUUUACUGUUUAUUGACAUUCCUAAAUUCCUUACAAUUUAUCUGAAUCUGAAUUUCGCUGUUGUUCGAACUUAGACUUUAAAAAUCUCGCAUUUGGGACUUCAUCUACGUUAAUCUGUAGAAAAUCGGUAGAAGCUGUUUAAAACUCAAUGAAGAAAACUAGUUUUCUUCAGCUAUUACUGUUGUCAAAAUUCUCAAAGUUGUUGGGGGUAAACAAAAACUGCAAUCUCUAGCUCAGCUUAUAAGCUAACCCAUGCCCCCACCAACAUAAUUAUCAGUAUAUCUACCUAAUUAUCAUUUAAUGUGUACAUUUUCUUAUUAUAAUAUGUAUAUCUAACAUUAUUUUCAUAAUAGGCUUUCAGUCUAAAAAUAUUUUUGUACUAUGGUUAUCAAUCGUAUAUAUCCGGAUUAUUUUUGAUAAAUAAAUAUAUGAAAAGACUUAAAUGAACCCAAAA